Molecule: messenger RNA, 2904 nt
Organism: Paraphaeosphaeria sporulosa
Lineage: Eukaryota; Fungi; Ascomycota; Dothideomycetes; Pleosporales; Didymosphaeriaceae
Exons: 3
Coding region: 201-2669 (822 amino acids)
Cellular component (GO): nucleus
Molecular function (GO): RNA polymerase II CTD heptapeptide repeat phosphatase activity
Source: RefSeq, a predicted model, not a curated record
CAUCCGAGGCUGCUCCCUCUGCGCGGGCGCCCGGUGGCCGUACUUGCGGCUGUGCAUCAUCGCUCGGCUCGUGUGACGCGACACGCCCAAAGCUUCUGCGCUACCGUGCUGCGUCCGAGCUCCACAUCCAACUCGCACCUCCAGACUCCCGCGUCCCGAAUGCGCCGCUCUCGAUCGCGCCGCCCCCGCAGCUCUUCCCAAUGGAUCCGGACACGCUCGAGCCCAUGAAGAUUGGCGCCCCGAGCGGCCUGCACUACCCCAUCACAAUCACCGAGCUCGUCAAGGCCCAGGGCGACGACGUCGCGCGCUCGCAGCCGCUGUUCCACUACUCGUUCGAGAGCCUGCGCGAGGAGACGAACCGGUGGGGCGAGACCAAGGAGGUCGCCCAGAAGUUCUUCGCCAGCUUCGAGGCCCCCGUCGACGGCCAGAUUGAGGCAUGGCACAUCAAGAAGGACCAGGUUGUCUCCCGGCCAGGGACCCUCCUUCUCGACAUCACAGAGCCGUGCACCCAUGAAGAGCAGUUUGGCGGCCUGUGCACCAUGUGCGGCAAGGACAUGACCGAGGUCGACUACCUGACCGAGAAGCUCAACAGCAGUCGCGCGACCGUCAACAUGACGCACGACAACACCGCCCUGCUUGUCAGCCACAAAGAAGCCAGGAAGGCCGAAGAGGCGUCCAAGACGCGCCUGCUCGAAGCGAAGAAGCUGACCCUGAUCGUCGACCUGGAUCAGACCGUCAUCCACACCACCUGCGAGCGCACAAUCGCCGAAUGGAAGGAGGACCCCACAAACCCAAAUUACGAAUUUGUCAAGGAUGUCGAGGGCUUCCAGCUCGCCGACGACAACGUUGCUCAUGUCGCCGCAAACUGGUACUACGUCAAGAAACGCCCAGGGCUCAAGGACUUCUUCGACAACAUGUCACAGUUGUACGAGAUGCACAUCUACACAAUGGCAACCCGCGCUUAUGCCCAGGCUGUGGCCAAGAUCGUUGAUCCCGAACGCAAGUACUUUGGCGAUCGCAUCUUGAGUCGCGACGAAAACGGUACAGACAAGGCGAAGAGCUUGCACCGAUUGUUCCCCAACAACCCCGGCAUGGUCGUCAUCAUCGAUGACAGAGCCGACGUCUGGAGCUACAGCCCUUAUCUGGUCCGCGUUCCCGUAUUCAACUUCUUUCCCGGCGCCGGCGACAUCAACGCCAGCUUCUUGCCCAAGCAGCUAGAGGUACCUGCUCCUGCGCCCGCUCCCAGAGAGAAGAUUGCGAACAACGUUGAAUCUGAUACCGAAGGAAUCUCUUUCUCCGUUGCUGGCAAACCCCUCCCGCCCUUAUCCGUAAAACCGGAUUCAGGAGACGUUGCCAAUGGGAUCGAAAAUGAAUUGGAGGAGAGAAUGAUGGCCAUGGGUGCUGCGGAAAGUCAAGAGGUUCUCGAAGAGCGCGUCAGAGAGCAGGAAAAGUUAAUUGUUGCUCAACAAACGGAGCGACCAUUGCUGCAACAGCAGCUUACGCUCGAGAAAGAAGACGACGAGGAGGAGGCCGCCAGAUCCGAGACCCCGGAAAAUGGCGAGACCAAGCCAGUCGAACACCAUAAGCACCGUGCCAUAUUGAACAACAACGACGACGGCUUGGAGGUUGUCGAAAAAAACCUACGACGCGUGUACGAAGCAUUUUACGACGAAUACCAGAAUUCCAUAGUGAAGCCUAGAGGCACCCGCGUUGCCGAGCUCAAGGGCGAGAAAAGCCCAAGGAAACCGCGUCUCGAGGGAAUCGUGCCUGACAUCGCCUAUAUCAUGCCACGCAUCAAGAGCGAGACUCUUGCUACAUGCCGCAUUGUAUUUUCCGGCAUCAUACCACUCGGGAUGGACGUUGAAACCUCCGACUUCGCGCUGUGGGUGAAGAGUUUCGGCGCCCAAAUAUCCCUAAAUGUGGACAAGCGAACAACACACGUGAUAGCAAAUCCAGAUCGAAAGACCUCGAAAGUCAAAAAGGCAGCAAGGAUCCUGCACGACGGAGGCAACAUACAGAUAGUUACAAUCCAGUGGAUGAUCGCAUGCUGUACGCGGUGGGAACACGUUGAGGAAGAGCCUUAUUACAUCAACGUGGAUGAUGAACGUAACAGUCCGGCGCUCGCAGAGGACCUGGAAGACGAUGAGAGCAUCAAUGGCACCGACGACGAUGAUGCCAAGUCACCUAUAUCAAUAUUCGACAUGCCCGAAAAUGACUGGGAAGCCUUGGAAAAAGAGAUCGCAGAGCUCGAUGAUAUUUCAGAUGCGGAGUCUGAGGGUUCGCGGGCUUCUGACUCGGAAAGCGUACAUUCCACAAACAGCACAAACUCAGACACCAACGGUAGCAAAGCCGCUCGGCAGAAGAGAAAGAGAGAUACGGAGUCCGAUGCUGAGUCGGAGGCUGGAGACAGCGAUUCAAGCGUCAACAGUACGUCCAGGUUGCAGAAGCGGAAGAAACGCACCAUGGAACGAGUCACGUCACUGACAAACGUGGUCAAUGCAGACAAAGAGUCUUCAGGUCUGCCUAGUCCCGAGACCACGGGGCCCGAGGAGGACCAAGGCGACGAAUUUGAUCCUCAGGGCGGAGGUGCGGAUCUCGCUGAGGACAACGACCAGGAUCUGGAAGAUGAUAUGCUGGCCCAGUUCAACGCUGAGUUUGAGGACGAUUAAUCCUGGGCCCUGCUCUGUUCCCUUUUACUCGCAAUUUUCCAUUCAUCUUCGGCUUGGAUCUCCUGCAUAGCGAGGUGUGUUUGGGCAUCACGGCGUUCGUUCGGUUGUGUAUUGCUAUUUACUCGUCAGAUUAGGCCUCAUUGGGUGGGAUGUUCACGUCUGGGUUUUGUAGCACUUCAUUGGGUGGGACAUGAGCGUUUGAGCCGGACGGCUUGCAUCCCUAGUUGAGUUUCCG